Molecule: messenger RNA, 1590 nt
Organism: Colletotrichum costaricense
Lineage: Eukaryota; Fungi; Ascomycota; Sordariomycetes; Glomerellales; Glomerellaceae
Product: cytochrome P450
Exons: 7
Coding region: 1-1590 (529 amino acids)
Molecular function (GO): heme binding; oxidoreductase activity, acting on paired donors, with incorporation or reduction of molecular oxygen; monooxygenase activity
Source: RefSeq, a predicted model, not a curated record
AUGAUGAAGGACGCAACACUCGUGAUCGGCUUCGUCGCCACCCUUGUUGCCGUUUUUAUUGUAGACAAGAUCAUUCAAGCGAGAAAGAAUGCGCAACGCCUCCCUUUGCCACCUGGCCCCAGAGGCUAUCCGAUCAUACAAAAUAUGCUCGACCUUCCAAAGAAAGACACAUUUGCAGCCCCUCAAUAUGCUAAAUUCAAGGACAAAUAUGGUCCCAUCACCGCUCUUACGGUCAUCGGAAAACCGUUUAUCGUGAUCAACGAUCCUCAGGUGGCCUUGGAUAUCUUGGAGAAGAAGUCCGCCGAGUUCUCAUCGAGACCCGCCUUGACAUUCAUCGGUGAAUUGGUUGGCUGGGAUAAGGCCACGGGAGGCAUACCUUAUAAUGACACCUUCCGCCUCCAUCGCAAAGUCUUUGCCCGCAUCAUUGGCACCAAAACAACGGCGGCACAAUUUGAUGACCUCCAGGAGGCCGAAGUCGGCCACUUCUUGUUGCAUGUUCUUGACAACCCGGGGAAUCUCAAGGGACACAUCCACAAAGAGGCUGGGACUGUGGCUCUCAAAAUUGCUUAUGGCUAUAACGCCGACCAGUUCAAGAAAGAUCCGCUCCUCAGCAGGAUGAACAAGGUGAUGGAUGACUUUGCACAGUCAGCCGUUAUCGGACGGUACUUGGUUGACUUCUUUCCGAUAUUGAAAUACCUCCCUGACUGGUUCCCUGGAACUGAAUGGAAAAGACUUGCCAAGCAAUACCGGGCCGAGUUUCACGAUGCAGUUGAAAGACCUUACAAGUUCGUCGAAACUCAAAUGGCUGAAGGCAGAGAAAACGUUUCGUACCUCGCGAAAGCGAUGGCCACCAGCGGGGACACACCGGAGGACGUACACAACAAUAUGUGGACCGCAGGAUCAAUCUUCAGCGGCGCUGCUGACACGUCUGUGGCAUCGGUAAAUGCCUUUUUCCUGGCCAUGGCCAAGUUUCCCGAGGCGCAAAAGAAAGCGCAGGAAGAAAUUGACCGAGUGAUUGGCAGCGACCGUCUGCCUACUGUCAGCGAUCGUGAAAGCUUGCCAUACCUUGAGGCACUCAUUCAAGAAGUACUACGCUGGCAUACAAUUGCCCCCAUGGGUCUCCUCCACAUGAGCUCAGAUGAGGCUACCUACUCUGGCUACCGAAUUCCUAAGCGUUCGAUGGUGCUCUGUAACAUCUGGUGGUUCAUGAACAACCCAGAAGUUUACAAGGAACCCCAUCAGUUUCGACCUGAACGAUUCCUCGGAGGCGAAGGACGCGAGCCAGAGCCCGAUCGCCGUAGAUACGUGUUUGGGUUCGGCCGCCGUAUUUGCCCUGGCAAGAUCCUUGCCGACAACUCGCUUUACCUCAACUUCGCUCAGUCUUUAGCUGUGUUUGACAUCGGGAAACUAGUUGUCGACGGGCAAGAGGUCGAGCCAGAGUUCACGCCAUUACCAGGGGCAAUCAGCCACGUAGCCCCUUACGAAGCGACAAUCAAGCCAAGAUCGCCACGCCAUGAAGAGUUAAUCCGAUCCAUCGAGCGGAGGUUUCCCUGGCAAGAGUCAGACGCUAAGGGACUAGAGGCAGUGUAA